ACGAUUAGAAAAUAAAAUCUCGACCAUUGAGAUCCCACUUGAUUCUCGUACUAGUAAAACUUUGCUUUGCCUUGUAAUUGUAGAUCUCCUAAAAAAAAGCUAUUGACUCUCUCUUUUCUGUUUCUUUCUUAUUGUAAUUUUUGGUUGUCCUUACUUCCACAAAACAUCACUCUCUAACAAACAAACAACCAACCAACCAACCAUCUUUCUUCUUCUUUCUCUCUCCUCAUGGUUGUUCCCGCCAAUCUCUGCUCUCUCAGAAAACACUCUGUUUCUUCUCUUUUUUUUCCUCUCUUCUUUCUCUCUCCUCACUUCUUCACUCUCUAAGGGAAAAUCAGAUUUAUGUCCCAAAAUCAAACAAGGGUUGAAAAGAAGGAGAAAUAUUAUAGAAAAACAGGGGGUGUAAAACCAAACAACACCUUGUCUGAUUACCAAUACAAGAAUAUUUCUGCCACUGGCAGAGGCGACUCCUCCGCCCUUUCUCUCUCCUCCAAUCGCAGUUUCAAGAAGUCGAACAAUGCACAAGGUGGGCAAUCAAGGGGAGAACUCGGUUCUGUAAAUACAACAUCAGACACUAAUUCUCUUGCUGCUGGUGUUUAUCCUGUCAAGAAUGGCAAUCAUGUGCAGCCUAAAUUACGUGAUGGACCAGCUGCAUCUUCUACUACCAAGACAACAAAUAGUUCAAUACACAAGAGCAGCCAACCUGUUCCAAAAGCUCUGUCUUCUCAAUCGUCCUCCAUGAAUUUAGACUCCACCUCGCCUUCAACUCCUCCAAAAGGAGAGGCGGUCAAGGGAUUUCCUCUUCAGUUUGGAUCCAUAAGCCCUGGCUUUGUGGAUGGCAAGCAGGUGCCAGCGCGAACAAGCUCAGCUCCACCAGAUUUAGAUGAGCAAAAGCAUGAUCAGAUGCGGCAUGCUGCUGCAAGGGAGGCGCCUGCUAUUCCAGUAACAUCUGGUCCUAAGCAGCACGUGCCUGAAAAGCAUGUAUCAUCUGAGCAACCAGCUGGUCAAGAAACUCAUAUUGUUUCAAAGGCCACAAGAGAUGUGCAAAUGAUGCCUGUACCUCCUCUAUUUCAAUCAAUGCAAUCUCAGAAGCCUGUAGGCCUUCCUAUGACAAGGAUGCCUAUGCCCUUGCCAUAUCAACAACAUCAAUCAUUUGUCCCUAUACAGUUUGGUGGUCCUAAUCCACAAAUCCAGACUAAAGGAACACUGAAUAAUUCAAUCCAUAUGCCAAUGCAGAUUCCACUAAAUGUAGGAAAUGGACAGCAGCAGGUCCUUUUGCCUGGUCUUCAACAUCAUCUUAUGCAGAAUCAGGGAAUUAUCCAUCAAGGCCAGAGCUUCGGGUUCAACCCUCGGUUGGGAACCCAGCUUCCUCAUCUGCCAAGAAAUAUAGGAAUGACAUUGUCACCUCAGUUUAAUCUGCUGCAGCCUGGAAAUGUUGGAAACACUCGUAAAACAGUAAAGAUAACUCACCCAGAGACGCACGAGGAAUUGAGACUAGAUAAAAGAGAUGGUGGUUCACCUGGAUCAAGAUUACAUCAUAUGGCUUCUCCACCAUCUCAACCUGUGCCUUCUUUUACAGCUAUGGGUCCUAGAGGCUACUAUUCCAGUUCCUACACUUCAGCCUCUCCAUUGUUUCCAGUGCCAAAUUUUCUUCCUCUAACAAGCAUUCGAGUAACUGCUAGCUCUCAGGCUCCUAGGUUCAACUACCCCAUCAGUCAAGCAACACCAACUAAGCUAUCUGUGAAUCAAGCUGCUUCUAAUUCUUUUUCCAAUGGGAAGCAUACAACUUUAGUGCAUGAGGUUCUGGAGUCAUCAGAGGAUGUGACUGGGACUGUUCACGAUGUGUUGCCUUCUGUACAUUCAAUUUCACCAACAGUGACUGUUGAAGCAGCUGUCGACUCUGCAGCAGAGAGGGGUACAGACUCUAAUGCAAUUGAAAAGGCCGAGUCACAGAAGGUAGUUAGGUCACCUGUGGACCCUGGUGUUGUUAGAAAGAAUAUCAAAGCAAAUGCAGAUGAGUCUUCACCGCAAUCAGAAUCUGAUUCAGAGUGCUUGGAAAAAUCUAUUAUAUAUGCUCCAACCAAUACAGAUGCUAUCAAGAAGGAAAUUGUAAUGGAUGUACAGAAGCAUUUAUGGAAGAAGAAACAUGUCCAACCAUCACCACAGGUUGGUGUACAGACUGACGCAAGUGCAUUUUUGGAUCAUGGCAAUUCUUGUAAAGUUGCUGCUCCACAAUAUGCAGAACCUGAUAUUUCUAAUUUUUCAUUAGUGCAUGGGAAGGGUGACUUUCCGUGGAAGGAGUCACCUGUGAGGAAAGAUGCAGGAUCAACUGAUGCUGUAGCUGUUGAUAUUGGUGCUGAAAAGCAUUCAGAUAAGAUUCGACAUGCUACGCAAAAUAGUCAUGUUUUGCAAGCUACUAAGCAACAAGGGGAAAAGGAAGUUGCAAGGCUGCAACCAGAUAGUGCUUUGAAGGCCUCCGAGUCUGUCAAAAGGACUGAACAAUGUGAUGAGUUGAAGAAAUUCAAUCAUGAGGCAGCUGGUUUUGAAGCUUAUCAGGGGGAGAGUGAACCUUCCCCUUUUAUAAAUGAAGGUGACCAGGCAGCCUUGCAAAGUUCUCCACCUGAGAAUUUGUCCAAAUCUAUGUCAGAUAACGAGGCAGCUCCUGCAAAUCUUUCUGAAGCGAACCUAAAGCAGGAAGUGGAAGUCAGAGAGAAAACAAGACCAACUUCUUGGGGUACUGUAUCUGGGUCAAACAAAAACCCUGUUGACUCAAAUAAGAUAAAGAAUAAUAGGGGGAAGAAAAAGUGGAAAGAAAUGCUUCCUAAAGCAGAUGGUCUCGGGACAACUGCUGAUCAGGACAUGGCCAAUAAGAGUCCUCAGGAGAAGAAAGAAACUGUUGAUGGAGAAGGUGCUUCUAGGAUCAGUACUGGGAAGGAAAAUAGUUCGAGGAAGGAGCACAGUAAACUGAAGCUUGAAGAUUGGGAAGAUGCUGCUGAUGUGUCGGGAUCAAAGUUGGCAUCCUCAGUUCAAGGACAACAUGGAGGCUCACAUCAUGACAAAGGAGCUUUGGUGAAAAAGUAUUCCAGGGAUUUCCUCCUCACAUUUUCAGAGCAAUGUACUGAUCUUCCAAAGGGUGUUCAGAUUAUGCCUGACAUCUCUGAUACAUCAUUGCAUUUCAAUGCCAAUGUUUCUCAUGACUAUGCUAGUUCAAGAAGAUAUAUUGAUAGGGCUUCUGGAGCUUCCCGAAAUGAUCGGCGUGUGAAUGGGACGAUGGAUCUUGGUAGGUGGAAUAAACCAGGUUCUCAUUUUUUAGUCCAGGAUCCAGGGAUAGAUCUUGUCUACAGUAGCAAUAUGAUGGGAUUUCAGUCUGGUCCAGGGCUUAAUUAUGGUUUUCCCAGAAACACACGUGGACAAGGACCUAUUCAGCACUCUGGUGGGAUCCUGUCUGGUCCUAUGCAUUCAAUGGUUUUCCAGGGAAUACAACAAACUAAUUCUGGGGCUGACCGUUGGCAACGAGCCACAAGUUUCAACAAGGGUUUGAUGGCUGCUCCUGAGACUCCUUCACAGGUGAUGCAUAGAGCUGAGAAUAAGUAUGAAGUGGGUAAAGUUAGCGACGAGGAACAGGCAAAACAGAGGACGCUAAAGGCUAUUUUAAAUAAGCUUACACCACAAAAUUUUGAGAAACUGUUUGAGCAAGUUAAAGAAGUUAAUAUUGACAAUGCAGUGACUCUAACUGGAGUUAUAUCUCAGAUUUUUGACAAGGCUCUGACGGAACCAACAUUCUGUGAAAUGUAUGCCAAUUUCUGCUCUCAUCUGGCUUCCGAAUUACCAGACCUUAGUGUAGAUAAUGAAAAGAUCACCUUCAAGCGACUGCUACUUAACAAGUGUCAGGAGGAAUUUGAGAGGGGAGAACGAGAGGAAGAAGAAGCCAAUAUGGAUCUUGGUGAGGGCGAGAUUAAACAAACUGAAGAGGAGAGAGAAGGGAAGAGGUUAAGAGCAAGAAGACGUAUGUUGGGUAACAUUAGAUUGAUCGGAGAGCUGUACAAGAAGAGGAUGUUAACUGAGAGAAUAAUGCACGAGUGCAUAAAGAAGUUGUUGGGUCAAUAUCAAAAUGCUGAUGAAGAAAAUAUUGAAGCAUUGUGCAAGUUGAUGAGCACAAUUGGCGACAUGAUCGAUCAUCCUAAAGCUAAGGAGCAUAUGGACGCAUAUUUUGACAUUAUGGGGCAGUUAUCUACCAAUAUGAGGUUGUCUUCAAGAGUGAGGUUCAUGUUGAAGGAUGCCACUGAUCUUAGAAAGAACAAUUGGCAACAAAGAAGGAAAGUUGAGGGGCCUAAAAAGAUUGAGGAAGUGCACAGAGAUGCUGCUCAAGAAAGGCUUGGACAAGUUGGUAGGCUAGGUCGUGGGUCCAGCAUGAAUUCUGCAAUGAGAAGAGGCCAACCUGUAGAAUAUGAUCCAAGGGGCUCCAUGUUACCUUCUUCAGCUGGUCAUGGCUUUAGAGGUGUUAGUGCUCAGGUUCGUGGGUAUGGUGGGCAGGAUGCACGAAUGGAUGAUAGGAGUAUUUUCGAGAAUAAAAUCCUUUCAGUUCCUUUGCCGCAACGCUCUUCUGGUGAUGAUCCUAUAACACUUGGACCUCAAGGUGGUCUUGCCAGGGGUAUGUCAUGUAGAGGAGAACCAUCUGCCUCAAUUUCCCCUUCCGCUGAUACUUCAUAUCAUGUUAAUUCUAGAAGAAUGGUGAGCGGUUCCAAUAAUGGUUCCAGUACUGCAUCAGAUCAUGUAGCUUAUAGCUCAGGGGAAGAUCACUUUAGACAUGCCUCAGAGAGGAUUGAAGCACCAGUUGCUUCUGACCAAUCCUGUGGCUUAGAACUCGAUUCAAUUUACACAAACAAGGAUGCCGGUAAUUCAGAUAAAAGUAUGGACAAGUCUACGCUGACUUCAUCACUAGUGUCACGAGCUAUUACAACUCCAGUUGAUAGCAUUGCCUUAGAAGAAAUGUGGCCUGAAGAACGCUUGAGAGACAAAUCUAUGGCAGCAAUAAAGGAGUAUUAUAGUGCAAACGAUGAGAAGGAAGUUGCAUUAUGCCUCAAAGAUUUGAAUGCUCCGAAAUUGUACCCUACACUUAUAUCUAGUUGGGUUACUGAUGCUUUUGAGAGGAAAGACUUGGAGCGGGAUAUGUUGGCAAAACUUCUCAUCAACCUCACGAAGCCUCAGGAUAGCAUUUUCAGUCCACAACAACUCAUUGAAGGGAUCGAAUCUGUGUUGAAAAACUUGGAGGAUACAGUGACUGAUGCCCCAAAAGCACCGGAAUUUCUUGGUCAGGUACUUGGUAAAGUUGUCUUAGAAAAUGUAUUGUCCUUCAAGGAAUUGGGUGAAUUGAUACAAAAAGGUGGGGAGGAACCAGGUCGUCUUCUACAUAUUGGGUUGGCAGCUGAUGUUCUUGGGAAUAUCUUGGAGAUGAUAAAGUUGGAGAAAGGAGAAUCAACAUUGAAUGAGAUUCGAACAAGCUCCAAUCUUCGGUUUGAGGAUUUUCGACCUCCAUAUCCUCUUAAAUCCAAGAAACUAGAGAUGUUUAUUAUGUAAGCGAUGAUGAUGAUUCAUUAAGCUUAAGUUUUCACCACGGAUGUCUUGGCCUAGUGGUUAAGAUUGAGGUACGUGAACGAUAGAUCACAUUUUUGAAUCCUCCCUCCCCUUCUUUGUACGUUGUACUGCAUUCGUGGAUCAUAUGGAUAAAAAAAUUAAGCUUAAGUUUCCAUGACAUUGAUAGCUUGCGUGUGAAAGAUAAAGAUGAUCUUUUUAUCCAACAUUUUAUGAACGGUUUAGCAUAUUUCCUCAAGUA
Molecule: messenger RNA, 5833 nt
Organism: Beta vulgaris subsp. vulgaris (sugar beet)
Lineage: Eukaryota; Viridiplantae; Streptophyta; Magnoliopsida; Caryophyllales; Amaranthaceae
Product: eukaryotic translation initiation factor 4G
Exons: 10
Coding region: 343-5577 (1744 amino acids)
Cellular component (GO): eukaryotic translation initiation factor 4F complex
Molecular function (GO): mRNA binding; translation initiation factor activity; protein binding
Source: RefSeq, a predicted model, not a curated record